AUGAUUUGUGCGCCGUCUGAGCUUCGCUGUGGCAAGGUAGAGCGUGAAUUUGAGGCGAGACGGCUCGCAGAUGCAUGCUUCAAUGAAGUCAAGCCCUCGGUCGUGAUUAUUGGAAGAGCACGCACACCACCUUUGAUCGUCACCCCGAUUCCAAAAAUUUUGUCUGCGGACGAGGCGCUCACACGGGUGGUAUUGCAAACCUACAAUCGUCUAUUACAAAUAACACUCCAUUCUUUUUGCGUUGUUGACUCGGCAAACAUGAACAUCGCCAAGAAUGCCGCUGAUCAAUUGGCCUCGUCGUCGCAAUUACUCAAAUAG
Penicillium oxalicum is the source of this 318-nucleotide messenger RNA. RefSeq lists its product as uncharacterized. The coding region runs from base 1 to 318 and encodes 105 amino acids. NCBI's taxonomy places the organism in Eukaryota, Fungi, Ascomycota, Eurotiomycetes, Eurotiales, Aspergillaceae. The record is from RefSeq and is a predicted model, not a curated record. The transcript has a single exon.